This is a messenger RNA of Menidia menidia (Atlantic silverside), 3377 nucleotides long. The record is from the annotation of a GenBank genome assembly. NCBI's taxonomy places the organism in Eukaryota, Metazoa, Chordata, Actinopteri, Atheriniformes, Atherinopsidae.
AACCUCUGGCCACAGCUGGAGUCAGACUGGAUGCGGAGAGACAUCACAGGACUGAGGCUUAACAUUUUAAAAGAUGAUUCGCUUUCUUUGCCUGCUGGCCCUGGGUCUCACCCUGUGCUCGCAAUGCCAGGUCGAUGCGCAUUCGCGGCUGAGCAGGAGUUUUCUCCUAAGAGCCGUGAAUGAAGCCAAGGCACUGGUGGAUGACGCGUAUACUUAUUCCCGAAGAGUGAGCAUCGACCGUGUGAAGAGGAAUGCAGUCACAGCCUCAGACGUGCUGCGUCUGCUGAAGCAACCCAACGGCCAGUCCCGCCAGGCCGUGCGCGCCGCGGACUACAUGGCCAACGCGCUGGCCAUUGUCCGACGGUCCCUGGCCAGACGUCACAGACGCUCCAUCAACGCCACAGAUCUCAUCUCCGACGAGGAUUUGGGUGUCAUUUCGAAUCUGACAGGGUGCUCUGCCCAGCGCAAACCGCCUUCUUGCAACACGACGCCCAAUUUGGAGAGGUUUCGCACAGCAGGCAGCACCUGCAACAACAUUGCAAACAGUCGCUGGGGCUCCUCCAACAUUCCCUUCACCCGGUGGCUGCCUGCUGAGUACGAGGACAGAAUCUCCACUCCUAAAGGGUGGACGGAUGGCCUGCGUGUCAACCGUCACCUCCUACCACUGGUAAGAGAAGUGUCCAACCGCAUCCUGGCAACGGCUAACGAGGAUGUGGAGAGUGACCCCCUCUACACUCACCUGAUCACAAUCUUCGGCCAAUGGACAGACCACGAUCUGACUUUCACCCCUCACUCUCCUUCCAUCCGCUCGUACAGUAACCACAUUGACUGCGAACACAGUUGUGAUCGCACAGAGCCCUGCUUCCCCAUUAAUAUCCCCAAAAAUGACACCCGCUUCCGGGGACACUCAGAAUGCAUUCCGUUCUCUCGCUCUGCGCCGGCCUGUGGAUCUGGAUACAAUGGGUACAUCUUUGGAGCCAGCAAUGUCCGCCAGCAGAUGAACACUCUCACAUCUUUCAUCGAUGUGGGUCAAGUCUACGGCUCAGACGAUGUUAAAGCUCGCGAUCUCCGGGACCUGACCAAUGACCUGGGUCUGAUGAGAAUCAAUCCAGUGUACAAUGACAACGGCCGCGAACUCCUGCCUUUCACCCCCGCGAUGGCCAGUUUUUGCGCAACUCGAAGAAAGAUGACCAAUGACAGCAAUGCAGAAGAACUGCAAUGCUUCCUUGCUGGUGACGAUCGUGCCAACGAAAACAUUGGACUUGCUUCUUUGCACACUCUCAUGCUCAGAGAGCACAAUCGUCUGGCACGUGCCCUCAAGCAGCUCAAUCCUCAUUGGGGUGGAGAGAGACUUUAUCAGGAAGCACGCAAGAUCAUGGGGGGUUACUUGCAGGUUAUCACUUUCAGGGACUACCUCCUUCAUAUCGUUGGCCCAGGUAUUCUUUCACAGGACCUCUCCACCUACCCUGGGUAUGAUGAAAAUGUGGACCCCAGCAUCUCCAACGUGUUCGCUACAGCUGCCUACAGAUUCGCUCACCUCAUGGUUCAGCCUUUCAUGUUCCGUCUUGAUGAGAAUUACCAGAAUCACCGUGAUUACCCCACCCAGUUGCUACACAGAACCAUGUUUACACCAUGGAGGAUAACCUUUGAAGGUGGUUUGGAUCCAAUCAUCAGGGGUCUUGUGGGUCGCCAGGCAAAGCUCAACACACAGGAUCACAUGUUGACCGAGGAGCUGAGAGAAAGACUGUUCCAGUUUUCCGUUGAUCUGGCUUUGGAUCUGGGUGCACUGAAUCUGCAAAGAGGCAGAGACCAUGGACUCCCUGGCUAUAACAAAUGGCGUGAGUUCUGUGGACUAUCACAGCCAAGAAAUCUGAACCAGUUGGCAAGAGUGCUGAACAACACAGACCUGGCUCGUAGGCUGCUGGACCUCUACGGUACCACUGACAACAUUGAUGUUUGGCUGGGAGGAGUUGCUGAGCCAUUUGUUCCCGGAGGAAGAGUGGGACCUCUCUUUGCCUGCCUGAUUGCCAAACAGUUCAAGAGAAUCCGCCAGGGCGACCGUCUUUGGUGGGAGAAUGAGGGUGUCUUCACUGAUGCUCAGAGAACAUCAAUUAGAGAAACAUCACUGGCCCGCAUCAUCUGCGACAACACUGGCAUCACUGAAGUUCCAGAAAAACCCUUCCAGUACCGCCCUCGGGGUGCUGGUUAUGCCCAGUGCAGUGACAUCCCUGCUUUUGACCUCAGUCCAUGGAGGGAGGGUGCUCAAGGACCACCGGGCCCACCAGGCCCCAGGGGACCCCGUGGUCUGAGAGGACCUCGAGGACCCCCCGGCGACGGAGAGAAAGUUGCUUUCUCUGUGCGUCUAGGCAACAACUUCCCCAAGGCUGGCGCCCCCAUUCCCUUCCAUGAUGUCAUUUACAACGGACAGAACAGCUACAACCCCAAGACCGGCAUUUUCACCUGCGAGCAUCCUGGUGUGUAUGAGUUUGAGUUCCACUGCACCAUCUAUCAGAAUGCUGCCAGUGUGGAUCUCCUGCGUAAUGGGGAGCUGAUCGUGCACUCAUACACCACCCGCCAAAACGGCUACAUCACAGCCAGCGGCAGCACCUUCGUCAAGCUAGCAAGAGGCGACAGGGUCUGGCUGUUGGCUCACCACGGUGGGAACAGCCUCACCAGUGACAGCUUCUUCUCUGGGCAUCUGCUGUUCACUGAGUAGGGGAUAUGACGCAGCUUGCAAAACCUGCGGAAAAUCCGCCUACAAUUCCUUUGCCUCAUUUGCAUCCCACUUCUAAAUAAUGGAAUGAAGAUUUAAGCAAAAAUGAAGAUAUACAAUAGCUUGAUUUUCCUGUGCUGUGAAUCCUGCAAGAUGAAAAUGAUGUUUACACAUGGUUGAAUGUCUUUGAUGUUUGUUUUAAAUUAUGGAAUAAUCUCAGUGCACAAAUAUUUUGAAAGACUGCUAGUGUAAGGGAAACAAGAUGAUUAAUUUACUACAAUGCAGACAAAAAUGUGAUUCACAAUGUGAUUUAUUUCUAAUUGUUGAUUUAAUGGUGUAUUAAUCCUGCAAACACAUGAUUGCAUUGAAGCUAUUGUUGAUGAGUGAAUAGAACAGAUCAGGCAAAAUUGAAUGUGGUCAUAAAGGGACUUGAAGUUUCUUUUAAAAAAUUGGUCACACUCAUGCUUGUUCUGAGAUUAAGUGUAAGACUUUUAGUCACAUCAAAGUUGAUUGAAAUAAAUGAAGGCUUAACAAAAAAUAUGUCUGUGGAUUAUUAAACAUACAGAAGAAGAUGUAUCAGGUUUUUUUAGACUCAAAGGACAAUGUUUAUAAUCACACCACUAGAUGGCAAUGACAUGCAAUUUUUAAACAAAUGAAGAAGACG